GCCUCUUUCUCUUUCUUUCUCUCUCAUUUUCUUGCUCCCUCCCUCCUCCCCCUCCUAAUUUCUGUCAGCACCGAGCACAGUUUGAGGGAGAGAAGAGGAUGGCGGUGGCUGAGACGCAGCUGUAUGCAAAGGUGUCCAACAAACACAGGAGCAAAAGCCCCUCUGCACUCCUGGAGUCUCUCCUGGCCAAAGGAUUCCCAGCUCACAUUGCGCAAAAAGCCUUGGUUGCUACUGGCCAAAAGUCAAUAGAAGAUGCUGCAAAAUGGUUGCACUCUCACUGCAACGAUCCCUCUUUGGAUGACCCCAUCCCCCAGGAAUAUGCUCUUUAUUUGUGCCCCACUGGCCACUUGUUUAACUGCCUGCAAGAGUUUUGGAAGGAGAGCAAGCGGCAGUGCGGGAAGAACAGAGCCCAUGAGAUUUUCCCUCACAUCACACUCUGUGACUUCUUCACGUGUGAAGACCAGAAAGUGGAAUUACUGUAUGACAUCUUAAAGAGAAUCUGCAACAGCUUUGCACAGAGAUUUCCACCAACUAUUUCCCUAUCAUUACACUCAUCCACCAGCUACCUUGGUUUCUUUGUUGGUGACAGCCACGCAAAUAUCCUCAAAGAGUUUGCUGUGGCCUUCUCUUCAGAGGCUUCAGCCCUAGCAGACUGUCACGUGAAGCCCUGCCUAAAGCAGCUCCACCUUACCUUGGCUCACAAGUUCUGUCCUCACCACCAGAAGACUUUGGAGCAACUCGCCAAAUGCAUUAACGCAGAGGAGACCUGCCACUGGGUAGCUGCUCUCUACUCAAGGGACAUGCGUUUUGUGCAUUACCAGACACUGCGGGCUCUCUUCCAGUACAAGCCCCAGAAUAUUGACGAGCUCAUGAUCAAUGCUGGGGACUUCAUCUACGUCAACCCAACACAGCAGUCUGAAGUCAGCGAGGGCUGGGUCAUCGGGACCUCGCACCAGAGCGGGUGCAGGGGUUUUCUUCCUGAAAACUACACAGAGAGAGCCAACGAGUCAGACACGUGGGUUAAGCACAGGGAAUAUGCUUUUGUGCCAGCUUCAAAAUUUUUCACCCAAUCCACAAAUGAUCCUAAUGUUAAGCUGAAUGGAGAAGUCCAUAAUCCUGUUAUGUCAAGGAGUGUAACUGAUGUUCUUUCUCUUCAGCUGUCUCAGAACACCAAUCUGCGAAGAGGUGUGUUGGUGAUGCGCCAUGGAGAAAGAGUUGAUCAGGUCUUUGGGAAAUCUUGGCUUCAACAGUGCUUAACUGCAGAUGGAAAAUACUACAGGGCAGACCUCAACUUUCCUUCUACCCUACCAAAACGGAAAGACGGUGUAAAGCAUUUUGAGCAUGAUCCUCCUUUAUCUUCCUGCGGUGUUUUCCAAUCAAGACUUAUAGGGGAAGCUCUGCUGGACCAAGAGGUGACAGUCAGCUACAUGUACUCAUCGCCUGCCCUACGCUGCAUACAGACAGCCCAACAUGUACUACAAGGGCUUAAAUUAGACCAAAAAGUCAAAAUCAGAAUGGAACCAGGACUGUUUGAAUGGACCAAGUGGGAAGCAAGCAGAGUAAUUCCAAACUUUAUGACUCUCACAGAACUGACAGAGGCUUCUUACAACAUAGAUACAAGUUACAGGGGAAUCAUCCCACUCUCUUCUCUGGUCCCGUCAGAAAGUUAUGAGGAAUAUGUGAGCAGAAGCUCUGCAGUUAUAAAAGAGAUUGUCACUGCCUGCCCCAGCAAAGGUGUCAUCCUUAUUGUGGGGCAUGGCUCUUCCUUGGCAUCUUUCACCCGACCGCUGGUAGGACUCCCUGCCAGAGACAGCAGCGACUUUGCCCACGUAGUCCGAAAGAUCCCUUCUCUGGGCAUGUGUUUCUGUGAAGAGCUCAAAGAGGAGAAGAAAUGGCUGAUGGUUAACCCUCCAGUGAAGACAUUAACUCAUGGAGCAAAUGCAGCAUUUAACUGGAGAAAUAGUAUCAUGGAAGGUUAGAAGGCCAGCUUUGUCCUUGCAUCUGCCAAAAACAAGGAAGUACGUGUGCUCCAGACUUUCUUGGUAUGAGAUGGACUUGAGAACUCCAGGUGCCUUCUUUAGCUGCAAUGAGCUCUCUUGGUGAGCUUCCUUCUUCACUGUGGAAAGAAUCCUAUCUCUGGGGAAGAGACAGCUCUGCAAGUGAAAUAUGACUGUGUUUUCUGAUUCUUAUACUCAGCAUAUUAUUCAGGUCUCAAACAUGACUACUGUUGUCUUUCUUCAUUGCUGAAAAGUGAAGAGGCAGAAGGAUGAGAGAGACUAGCACACCUCAGUGCAACAACUUUUGGUCAGGUGUUUCUCUCCAAAAUAGGGAUGAAGGAAUUACUGACUUUACAAAUUAUCCUUACGGUAUUUUUGAAAGUUACAGUGAAAUGAAAUGCCUUCUUCUACAAAAGCACUGUUUUCCCUAAGAAGUAAACCAACUUCUCAGGAGCCCUUUCUAACCCAUAGAGGCUUCCAGAUGUUUUUAGCUGUAUUCUAGACAGUUUGCACUUUUCGCAGCUUUGCCACUGGAGGUCACUAAUGUACUAAUAAAGGCUACAGCACUGGGUGUUGAAGGGGAAAAGGUAAUUUCCUAAAUCCUUCAAGAAUUAACUCUUCUUGAGCUGAAGAGUACCUUUAAAUGGAAUUGAACUGGGAAAUACAUUAUGUUGAUGUUUCUCAAAUUUACAGUAAAAUAUAGUGAGUAAACAGCUGGUAAACUAAUGAUGUGUAAGUUUUUAUUACAAAUAAAAAAUUACUAAGCCAAGUAUGCUUUGAUCAAACUAUUGUAAUAACACUGCACUUCUCUUCACCAAAGAAAGCCAAAAGAGGAAAAGGCAAUCACCUCUAAAAGUGCUUACUGAAGUCACAAUUAUGUGAGAAGAAACUGCCAAAAAAUAAAAAAAAAAAAACACAUGUAAGGCAUUGAGGAAAAGUCUGCAUGGAAAAUUUCUCACUGUGACAUUUCUGAUAGGAGAAACAUUUCGGGAAGAAGUAAUAAACUCUAUUUAUUUCGUGUGACUCACCUCACUACCCCCAUUUUAUCUCAAUCCAUAUUUAUCACUAGCUUAAACUUCUUGGCAUAUCUUUGCUGGAGUUGUUGAGUUGUAGAGAAAAGGAACUUGUUAAAAGUUUUCCUUUAUUUUCCCCCAAAGGAAAAUUUAUGAAUAAAAAAAAUUCAAGUCCUGUUUCAGCAAUGCCAGCUCAACAUCUCUUACCCUAAUCAGGCCCAAACCAGUUACCUCACUUCAAAAGCAAACUGCUGCAGGGCAGCAACAUUCUGCCUCAAACUCCAAGUCCAUCAACAUUCAUACCAGUAUUCUCAGAAGUAUAAGAAAGUCAAUUAAACAGAUGCAUCUCUUAAUGGUUAAGGUUUCAUUUAUAUAUUAUCAGGAAAACAAUGUUUCAGAGCAGCUUUUUUUUUUUUUUUCCACCUGAAGAAGUGUAAAAUAUAUAUCUAUAACAAAUACUGCUUUCACAGUAUUUUGUGCAGCUCUACCUUGCUCUUUACUUUUAACUUAUUGUUUAUAGGAUGUCAUUUGAUUCAAUUCUGGUAGCUUCUGGAGGCCUUCUUCAGCUGAAAUCUCCUGGUAGCUCUAUUCUGAGUGACAGGUUCCUGCUCAUUAGGGAUUGAUGGUUGGAGUUUUUUGUUGUUUUGGUUUUGGUUAUUUUUGUGUGUGGUGGUGGAUUUUUUGGUGUUUGGUUUUGUUUGUUUGUUUGUUUGUUGUUUUUUUAGUUGUUUGUUUUUUGGGGGCUGAGGAGGAGGUGCUGUUUGGGUGCUGAGUGAAGGCAGAAACUUUCAUCCAGUCAGUGUGAGACUGUGCUCACCAACAAUCAUGAGCUGCUGGGCCUGACCUCUGCCACCAAAAGAGAAAAUACAUAUCCUUGGCAAAGUAGUGUCAGUCUAGACCUGGAUUGGGCAGGGGGAUGUUGUAUCCACAAUCUGAGUUGGUGUCUCUUGGUGAGGCUCUGUGUAGUGAUUUAGAUGUUGCAUUAUUGCAUAAAAGACUUGUAGGAGGUGUGAAGACUGUAUAUCAGUAAGGAGGGCAAAUGAGGUAUCAGCAGGGUCUCUCUAGAAGCAAAAGCCUGACUUGUGAGGUUGAGGUGAUGUCUAGGGGCUGGACUGGGUGGAGUGUUGGAAGGAUUCUUCCCGGAGCUUGUUAAAGUUCAUAACUUCUGGCAGCAGGAGAAAUGUUCCACCAUUGCUGCUCAGACCUGGAUGUAGAGAGUUGGUAUUGAGGCCCAGUAGCCAUGGGAGGGGAACAGAGGAUGUAAAGGGAGGUUCCAAGCUAACUGGCCCCAUAUGAAGCAUCAACACUAAAGAGAAACAGCAAGUGUUAGAAACUGGAGGUCCUCUCCAGUAGGGGAUAGAGACACCUGUCUGUGUACCAGAUAUGCUGUCGUGGGAGGUUUGCUGCUUGACAAGUGACCAGACUGUGGGUAUUGUAGAAGCAUGGCUGAAACUCAUCCUGUCCAAUGACCAUUACCUCCUUGUUUGCUCAUUGGUGUGAAUAUCAAUUAUGCUACUGAGGGAGACCUGGAGCAAAAUAAGAGUAACUACAGGAUUCUGGCAAAGGACGUAGGAACCCACAGGAUAUCUCCUUCAUCCUCAAUUGGAAAAGGUCAAAUAGGAGAAGAUCAAUCCUGGGUAUUAACCACUGAUAAUGUGGCCGUUGCUAAAGGUAGUGCUUCAACUUCCAUCAUUGUGGGUCAGUCUUGGAGGAAAAAGGAAGUACAGAAGCCAUUUAACAAAGUGGAAUAACAGUAUCUCUGCCAACAGGUUUGCAAAUCAGGUAAGGAGAGAUUUGAGCUUGGUAUCUUGGAGAACAGUGGUAACAGCUUACAGUAAGUAAGUAAUGUGGCUCUAUACUUGGUUGUCCAGUGAUAGUAGAUAAAGACAGAGCUGGAGUUCUUGAGUUCACUUCCAACAUAAAAGAUUCUAAGACCAUAUUUGAGCAUGUUAACUAACUCCCUGGAUAUGGAUGUUCUGGAUGGAUAUGAUGUUCUGAAGUUUUGGGCAAUACUGAUGUAUUCAUCAGGUUUGAAAAUCAUCUGUCUUCCUGUGAAGAGAUGAAAUAGGUCUCCAAAAGCAACCUAAUUACUACAGGGACAAGUGGUUCAGUCAGUUAUUGGAUGCAUAUAUGUUCUGCCUUAGAACUAUCAUGCCAAGUGUUUCAAAACUUUGAUUCCAUGAAUGUGUGAGGACUCAAAUUUAUAGAUCCAGAAUCAUCCCAUAUUGAAUUCAACAACUGCCUGCCACUAUGGAAUGAGGUGGUCCUGAGAUGGCACACUCUGGGAUUGUAAAAGUUUUGGAGAGGUAUAUUCCAGAUAGAACAGUAACAGAAAUGUUUAUUCAAAAAAUAACAAAGAUACAAAUAAAAAUAUUGUUGUAGGUUUACCUUAA
Molecule: messenger RNA, 5403 nt
Organism: Tympanuchus pallidicinctus (lesser prairie-chicken)
Lineage: Eukaryota; Metazoa; Chordata; Aves; Galliformes; Phasianidae
Gene: UBASH3A
Product: ubiquitin associated and SH3 domain containing A
Exons: 15
Coding region: 99-1979 (626 amino acids)
Biological process (GO): negative regulation of T cell receptor signaling pathway
Cellular component (GO): cytoplasm
Molecular function (GO): protein binding
Source: RefSeq, a predicted model, not a curated record